AUGUCUUCAAAUUUGAAUUCACACUUAAAAACGAUAAAAUCAAAGGAAUCAAAUCCCGAUCUAUUAAAGUUGAUACAAGAAAGACAGAAAAAGCAAAAUAAGAGUAAAAAACCAUUUAAACUAUUAGCAGCACUACUUCUUUAUCCAAUGCUAGCAAAAACAUUCCUACAAAAUCUUAAGAAACCAAAGAUAGGAGAGUCUCUUCAAGUGUUAAGACUCUUUUCAAUAGUAGCAAUUUUACUUGGAUUACUCUGUUAUGUAAUUAAAGUAUUUUACAUUCCAAUUAAUAAUAUUUUAAUAAAAUAA
Molecule: messenger RNA, 306 nt
Organism: Hepatospora eriocheir
Lineage: Eukaryota; Fungi; Microsporidia; Hepatosporidae
Source: the annotation of a GenBank genome assembly